Aaosphaeria arxii CBS 175.79 is the source of this 824-nucleotide messenger RNA. Its product is annotated as HSP20-like chaperone. NCBI's taxonomy places the organism in Eukaryota, Fungi, Ascomycota, Dothideomycetes, Pleosporales. Bases 156 to 638 code for a protein of 160 amino acids. Gene Ontology annotation, biological process: protein complex oligomerization; response to hydrogen peroxide; response to heat. The record is from RefSeq and is a predicted model, not a curated record. The transcript is spliced from 3 exons.
GGCCGAAGUUCGAGGAGACGGGUGGCAAACGGCUUCGAGCGUACGUAGCACUCACGUGUGCCAGUGAUGCCUGAAGACUAUAUUGUGUAUAUAAAGAGGCAAAGGAAAGGGGAGGUGACGUCUUCUUCGCUAUCAUCAUAUUCCCUAUCAUCAAUAUGCCUUCAGUCACCUACAUGAAUCAAUGGGGAGGCUGGGGAGGUCGCGGAAGAUCCUUCAAUCCCUUCGAAUUCGCGGCUGGGCUCUUCGAUCCCGACCAAGCUGAUAAGAAUAAGGAUAGUGAGGACUUCAGUCCAGAGACGGACGUGUUCGACACACCAUCAUCAUUCUAUAUCCAUAUUUCAUUGCCUGGUGCAAAGAAAGAAGAUGUUGGAGUGAACUGGGACGCUGAGAAGUCGGAGCUUUCAAUUGCUGGUGUCAUCUACAGGCCAGGAGAUGAAGACUUCCUGAAGACCUUAGCAAUGGACGAGAGGAAGGUCGGGCCGUUUGAGAGGAAGAUUCGUCUGGGUACGCGUGCAAAUCCUGCUCAGAUCGAUGCGGAGGGAAUCACAGCCAAGUUAGAGGAUGGAGUCCUUCGGGUCGAGGUGCCAAAGUUGGAGAAAGAAGGCUUUGUGGAGGUGAGGAAGGUUGACAUUGAAUAAGACGUGGAACGCGUUUGGUAUCAUAUCAAUCGUAUUGAUAUACUUUGUAAUGGCAAUUCUGGUAUGACGGUGGGUUGAUCAGGGUCAGUAUCUAGUAAGUAUCUAGAAUUACUGUACUGUAUAUGGUGGUGGUUGUACUUGUACAUACUUGUAUGGCGGGGUAGUUGGUGGCGUUCCAGGUUGGCC